UAUUUGUCAAUACUUUCCACAGCCUCCUUAGGGCUUGUAUAAAAAGGGGGCCGCCGCUUCAGGAGCAGAGCAACAUCAACAACAAGUACUUGAUACACAUUCUUAUUUUUUCUGUUUCAUGUUUCUGGUUUUGCAAUAUAGUCGCUAUAGUUCCCGAUGAUCGAAUAACCUUACUAUAUAGUUUCAGCCUUGUCUGAAUAUAUCAGUGUAGAACAAAACUCAGUUUGUCUGAGGGAACUAGAUUCGUCUAUGUUUUUUUUUUCUUCAUUAUUACAUAGUUUGAGUUUUUAGUUUCACAAUCUGGUUCUUUCCUUUUUCUUUUUGGUUUUGGUACUCAAUGAUGAUUCGAGAAAAUCUCUAUAACAAGUUUCAGCCUUGUCUGAGCUAAUCAAUGUUGAUAAGUUCUUCGAUUCUGAGGGAAAACUCAUAUAUAUAUAUUUUUUUAUCAAUGUUGAUAAUCAGCGUUAUUUGGUUAAAAUAUGAUUUUUGUGUCCCAACAAAUUUCGGCUCAAGCAAGUGUUUUUAGUUGUUUAUUAUUAUGGAUUGAUGUAUCAAAUCAUGAUUGCUGAGUGAAGUCGUCUCCUCUGUCUUGAGAAACAGAUGGCUAGAAGUCUCUCAACGAUGGUAGAUCCAUUUACAUUUAAAUAAACAUUUGGAAUACUGAACCACUUAGCGGUUUCUUGUAUCUCUGAGCCAUAAAGGAACCUUGGAAGAUGACCUCAUUAAAGGCCAAAACGGCUGAUGCUCAUACAUUAGCGGUCAUGACGAUAUCUGGUGCUCUACACAACCUGAAUCCCGACACUACACAGUUGACUGUAUUCAGAACAGAUGGACUUUUGUCUUUUGCUGGGCUUAGUCGAUCUUUGUUAUUGGGCCAGAAUGAUAAUCGUCUCCUACUUUUUUUCUUAAUAAUGAUUCCCUUUUCACUUAAUUUGCAAAAGCUUCCGUUAAGUAUGUUUAAUGGAGAGUUUUUAAAGGUUGAUUUCAUAAUGGAAUAUAAAAAUCUAUUUCUUAACUUUUAAUUAAAAAACUAAGAAUUCUACUCUAAGAAUUUUUCAUUAAACAUGCUAUUAGUUUUCAGCUAUAGGAUAAGCCACGAAACGCAAACCUUCACUAUGCAUUAUAUCUCGAAAUUCGGUUGAAUCAAACAAGUUCAAUGUAUUGAGAACUAUUGAACUAUAAUGAGCGUAUGGUGUGAGAUUUGGACUACAGUGACAAAUUAGCUAAUAUUUAAGAUAUCUGAAGUUACUCAACGCCAUAGCUCCUUGUCGUCUUAUUAUUAGCUCACCAACAAACUACGUAGGUCGUUUGGAUUUUCAUAUUAAAGUUGUUAGCAUAUAAACUGUGACCCAUGCAUGCCUACCUAACUUUAAGAUUUAGCAUUUGGAAUUAUUCUUGUGUUAAAUGAACAUAGUCAAUAUUGCAAUAUCUAGAUAUUUGAUGGGUUGUCUGUCCAUCUCCGUCUAAUUUCUGCUUUGAAGUGUUUUAUUUGAAAUAUAUCUACAUUAGGUAUGUGUUUUGAAAAACGUUUUGUCAUAAAUCAUUGCAUGCAUGCCCACUAUAUCAUGUCAUGUCCAAAUAGUAAAUACUCAAAUAUUUGAUCCAUAAUACAUAAACAUGACUCUUUUUUUUUUUGAUCAAAAACAUGACUUUUAUCAUUGUUCGGCUAACAUAUAUGAGCUUAGAUCGAAAUAAUUUCUCAAUAUACUGGUUGUAAUUAUAAAAUUUAUUAUAAUAUGUGAGAUAAUUUUCGUGGGAUCACAAUUUUCAUUGGUUGAAAGCGCAAUCAACUGAUUGUUUUAUCCGUAGGAGAUGCAAUGUAUAAACUUGAAAGUGGCCAAAUAUGUAAGUUAUGUGGUUUCUAGUUUUAAUUAACGCUAACAAAACUACCAAAGUCUUUUUUUUUGGUCAUCAACUACCAAAGUCUAUAGUUAUAUUCUUAUAUCACUAUUGUUCUUAAAAGGUGAAAUGAGGAAAGCAUGCAAAAACAAAAAGAGGGUGAAAAGGAAAGGAAGGCGCGGGUGUGGCAAUUCAAAACUAACAAAAGGAAAGAAGAAGCGAGUCAAAGUAAGGCAACGUAAUUACGUACACUAAUUGAUGUGCCAAAGUUAGACCGAAACUAGAGGUGGCUACUUCUCUUACGAGUUUCAAGUUAAACAAGGAUAUUGAUAUGUCAUAUGUUUCGUGUUAUAAUGAGUUAGUUUUGCCUUACUUUGACUGAUACGAAAUAUCAUGUUCAUGUUGUGUAACAGUGAACAUAUAUUUUAAUAAAUUAAUGAUAAUGCAAUUUAUCGUCGAGCAUCACUGCAUCAGUCAGUCUUCCAUAUACUGUAUAAAGUUUUGAAUCUUAAGACUUUUCAUUUUCCAAGACUGAAACUAGCUAGUCAAUACCAUCAAUAAUCAUUUCUUAGGAAAAUAAUGAUCCGACUCCAUACAUAACAGUAACAUUGAAAAUUUCAUGUGAAUGGUAUCUCAAAGAUUAGUUGAACAACCAAACAUAAGAAGAAUAAUUAGUAUCUAAUAAUAUAAUGACUCGAUGAUCAUUCCUCAGCUAAGUUGCGAAGUAGGGAUUGGGUCCAGAACCGGUAAGAAAAAUAAGUUAAAUUACUAUUAUAGAGUUUUCCGAAAUUGGUGGCUAUAAAAUACAUAAGUAGACAUAUAACAUAAUGUCACAAUCCAUUAAAGUUGAGGUGCCUUCAAACCAAGAUGGAAAUGUCUAAAAAGAACACUCGAUACUUGGUUUUCCACCCUUCUAAGUCUUCCUUUGCAUCAUGACUCAUAUUAAUAAUCACUAAAGUAAUCGCUUCUUAAUCACAGUUAACACUACAACUUGGACCCCAAAAAAAAAAAUUCUUGGCCCAAACCUAUGACAUCUUAUAUCUAACUACUUUAACUUGUCUUUUAAGUUUUAAAAUAGAAGCAACAUAAAGGUACACUUUAUUAUUCAAGCUCAUUUUCAAUAGUUAACAUAUUGGUAUACCGUACUAGCACUCAUAAUAUUCUUCAGUUGUUUCUUUGUUUCAAGGAAAGGUUUUAGUAAGCGUUUAAAGUAAAUUAAAAUUGUCAAAAAGAUAAAAAUAACGUCAGUGAAAAUAUAUUAAAUACAUAAACGAAAAGUGGAAAAGAAAAUCUUAGUAGACCGAAUAAUUCAUUCAAAACAAAAAGCAAAUAAGCAAAACAAAAAGUGUGUUUAAGAAAAAAACAUUAUUAUUCCAAAAAUAUACUUUAUUUAUCAAAUGAGAUGAGCAUAAGUUACCUAACUUAUAUAUUAAUUAAAUAUCAAAAUAACAUAUCCCUAUAAUAAGCGUAAAUGUAAUAGUGUAUAUAUAUACAAAGCAACCUCAUUUGUUCACACUGAAACUACAAAACUCCCUCUCCCUCUCUCUCCUUCCAUCAAUUUCUUCAUGACAUUUCUUCUGUAGAAGAGAAGAGUUUUCGUUACUCAUCACAAAAACCCUAAACCUAGAAUCGAGUUACUUAUUAAAUGGGUCAUCAUAGGCUCGCGAGUCUACUCGUAAAGCUACACAAAGCUCCAACGGCUUGGCUCUGCCUCCAUCCCCGACCGGACCGGUCCAUCAGCGAUGGAGGAGGACACCAACGAAAGAUCAAGCUCGUAAGAUCUGACGGUUCCUCCGAGCUCUACGACCGUCCCGUAGUGGUCUCAGAGCUCACAAGAGACUUCCCUAAACACCAAAUCUGCAGAUCAGACUCACUCUACAUCGGACAGAAAACACCAGUUCUGUCGGAAACAGACACGCUUAAGCUUGGACUCAACUACUUUCUCCUUCCGUCUGAUUUCUUCACCAACGAUCUCUCUUUCCUCGCCAUCGCCGCCUUGAAACCUCCUCAAAACGGUGGCGUUUUGGUCAGAUCAAAAUCCGCCGGGGCUCAGCAGCAGCCGUUUCUUAUACAAAAGGGAGGAACAGGAGAGAAGCUAAAGAUUCGCGUGUCUGAAGAGUUCAUGUCGGAGUUAAUGAUGGAAGGAAGAAAAAACAAAGAAGAAGAAGAAGAAAGAGAGAACGAAGAGAGAGUUUGCACGACGGUGAAGUUGAAGAAAGACUAUCUUCAGUUGGUUGGUCUACGAAAAUGGAAGCCAAAGCUAGAGACGAUAAGAGAGACUAAGGCGACAGUGGAGAAGAAGAAGAAGAAGAGAAGGAAGUUUCUUAUGAUGAAGAAGAGAUCAUCAUCGUGCAAAGAUUCUUCUCAGACUGAUUCAUGUGGUAAGCGUAAGCUUCAGUCCAAGCUCAAGUCCAAAACUAAGAAAGCUACUCUGGGGAAAUCAGCUUAAUUUUUCGUUACAAGAAAUUAGCAGAUUGUGUGUUGAUAAUACGUAGAAGAAAUUGUUUGAAAAAUCAUGUAAAGAAUAUGAAAAAAAAAUAACCAAAGGAUACAAAUUGUUUCCAAAACUUUUGGAUUCUACUGAUUUUGUGAUACUUGAAUCAAAGGAGCUAGCUAACUUCUAAACGAUGUGUUUGUAAUUGUAACUAUUCAUUAUCGUUGAACUUCAAAUAUUCCUUUAGUCAUA
This is a messenger RNA of Brassica rapa (field mustard), 4525 nucleotides long. RefSeq lists its product as uncharacterized. Lineage: Eukaryota; Viridiplantae; Streptophyta; Magnoliopsida; Brassicales; Brassicaceae. The record is from RefSeq and is a predicted model, not a curated record.